This is a messenger RNA of Australozyma saopauloensis, 975 nucleotides long. RefSeq lists its product as uncharacterized. Gene Ontology annotation, cellular component: endosome; trans-Golgi network. Lineage: Eukaryota; Fungi; Ascomycota; Pichiomycetes; Serinales; Metschnikowiaceae. The coding region runs from base 1 to 975 and encodes 324 amino acids. Gene Ontology annotation, biological process: retrograde transport, endosome to Golgi; phospholipid translocation. The record is from RefSeq and is a predicted model, not a curated record. The transcript has a single exon.
AUGCUUGAAAACCUCCUACCGAACGACUACCUACCCUAUCUAGAAUAUCUUCCCGAUAUCCGGGUUCUAGUCAAUGUUGCCAUUCCGUUGGCGCCGCUAUAUACGUACGGUACCACCUGUUGGGGCAUCCACAAACGGAAAACAUCUGUAGGCUAUAGUAUCGACAUCUGUGCAACUAUGCUCAUAUCGUCGAUUCUACGGAUCCUCUACUACUUCAUCUCGCCGUACGAACUGUCGCUUUUGCAGCAGUCGGUCGUGAUGAUCGCAAUCCAGUGUGUUCUCUUGAAAGUGAGUUUGGCCUAUCGGCCGCAUACCUACAAUCCCGACGCAUUGAGCGAUACCUCUGCGAUUUGGGAGCAGCUCGAGACGCUUCCGCCGAUCACGUUGGUGCCUGCUCUCGAGUCCGAUUCGGUGCUCACUGUCUCCAAGAACGUGUUGGAAAGCUAUGCAAAACGGAGCAUCCAGGUGGCUGCGAUCUGGAGUCAAUACGUCUUGUCUCUUUUCGAUGUCUAUUAUAAGCGUCCCGGCUUGUUUUGGCAGUGGUCGCUGGAACGUCUGUACUGGCGCUUCUUGCAGAUCUUCACCAUUAGCUUCACAGCGCUCACUCUAAUUUUCCGGUCCAGUCCGCUUUAUGGAGCUGCCAUUGGUGGCAUAGGCCUCUUUGUGGAGGCGCUUCUUCCGUUGCCUCAGAUCAUGAUGAUCCAUCGGCUCCAGUCUGUAGCCAACUUCAAGGUCAUUCUCUUGGUGCUGUGGCUUUCAGGCGACUGCUUGAAGCUCUCGUAUCUCUUUUACGGCACCGAUAAUGUGCUGACGGUAUUCUUUGCUGCUGCCUUUUUCCAGAUGGGCCUAGACUUGAUUGUUUUGGCUCAAUAUCUACAUUUCUCGAAACAAGACGUGGAAAUGCUUCCAACGUACGAACUCCCCACUAUCAAACCUUCACAAAUGAGGCAAACUCCAGUGCCGUCAUCAUAUUGA